AUGGCUGUGGACAUCAGCAACCGACCUCCAAUCUUUCAAUUACUCAGGAUGUCGCAAGACUUGGGACAAUCAUACUUGAAUAAUGGGCUCAACUUUACGCCGACGAUCCACCACGACACUUAUCCGUAUAUCGAUCCUGCAAGAUCAGAUCUGAGUGGAAAAUAUGUCUUCAUCACCGGUGCCUCAAAGGGUGUCGGUAAAGUGAUAGCACUCAGCUAUGCCAAGGCCGGUGCGGCAGGAAUCGCCCUAGGCGCACGCUCUCCUCUGGGACCAGUUGUGGACGAAAUCAUCGAAGCAGCCAGAUCGGCGGGUAGGGAAGAGCCACGUGUCGUUACCCUUCGACUAGAUGUGACAGAUCGCGCGAGUGUGGAGUCUGCGGCAAGAGACGUCUCUGAAAUCUUCGAUGGUCGUUUGGAUGUCCUCAUCAACAACGCAGGAUACCUCUCGCCAUUUGCAGGUAUACCAGAUACGGACCCAGACGAUUGGUGGCGCGACUGGGAAGUCAAUGUCAAGGGUGUCUACCUGGUUACUCGCUCCUUCUGGCCUUUACUGCUGAAGUCUACUCUGAGGAUUAUUAUCAACGUCACUUCAAUGGGCGCACUCAUGACGCCAGCCCAUGGGACCGCAUACGGCGGUGCAAAACUGGCUGGAAUGCAUUUCACAGAGCAUGUCAACAAGGACCAUGGGGCUGGAAAGGACAGCAUGCUUGUCAUUGCUGUACAUCCGGGGGCGGUCAAGACUGAGCUUGCUCUAGGGCUUCCAGAAGACUAUCAUGAGAUUCUCAACGACGAACCGGCACUCGCUGGCGAUACUAUGGUAUGGCUGACGAGGGGGCGAAGAGAAUGGCUAGGUGGAAGGUACAUCAGCGCAAACUGGGACAUGGAACAGCUGAGUGGAAAGAGAGAAGAAAUUGAAAAAGGCGAGCUACUCAAACUCCGAUUAGCAGUCAAUACCUUUCCAACACCUUGA
This is a messenger RNA of Plenodomus lingam JN3, 969 nucleotides long. RefSeq lists its product as uncharacterized. Gene Ontology annotation, cellular component: cytosol. Lineage: Eukaryota; Fungi; Ascomycota; Dothideomycetes; Pleosporales; Leptosphaeriaceae. Gene Ontology annotation, molecular function: oxidoreductase activity. The record is from RefSeq and is a predicted model, not a curated record.